Messenger RNA from Lotus japonicus, 918 nucleotides. RefSeq lists its product as uncharacterized. The record is from RefSeq and is a predicted model, not a curated record. Lineage: Eukaryota; Viridiplantae; Streptophyta; Magnoliopsida; Fabales; Fabaceae. The transcript has a single exon. The coding region runs from base 126 to 563 and encodes 145 amino acids.
GUCCAUUUACCCUUCGAAGCCAACCUGUGUCUUCCACUGCUUUGAUUACUAGCUUCUUGUUCUCUCACUUUAGCAUUAAUACGAGUAAACAAAGAGAAAAGGCUCAUUAGUUUUUCUUCAUUAGAAUGUCAUCCUCAGUGCAAGAGAGUGUCUUUGAAUUAGAACCAGAGUUCUUGGAGGCCAACAAUAUGGUUCUCAUGUCCUUGAUGGAAGAAACACAGGAAGAUGAGUACUAUGUCGAUGAUAGACUCGUAAGCAUGAUCCAGUCACUGGAGGCAGAGAUCUCUGGCCCUGUGUUGGGUCAAAUGUACAACAUGGGACACGUGGAUGAUCAAGAUUUCUCCAGAUCAUUCAGUGGCUCUGAUGACAUGGAAUUGAUCUCUUCUUCACCGUUUUGUGAGAUGAAUGCGUGGAUCCCCUUUGGAGAUGAGAUGGAGCAUGAAGCAAUGGGAUAUAAAGCUGGAAAUGACAUCAAUGAUUUUGAAAUGUCUUAUGGAGUUUUCUGGGAGCAACAGCAUAGAGAGGUUUUUUUCUCUCAAGGACCAAAUGAUGCAGUAUUCUGAAAUUAAUUAAUAGCAAUAUUAUGAUCAAGAGAGAACAGAAGCAAUCUCUAAAUAAGGAUUGAUCGUGAAGAGUCUCUAAGUACUUAGUUUUCCUUUCAACAUGUAAUUAUCUAGUUGAAAAGUGGGGUUUUCUUUCCUUUCCCACAUAUAAUUAUCCAGUUAAAAUUUAAAAUGCAUUUUUCUCAUUUAAUAAACAUGCUGAUAUACUCGCCCCUCUAGUAACUUAAUCAGCUAAAGCAACCUAUGUUUGAUGUACUUAGGCUUAGGGUUUGGGGAGCUCCCAACUAUAUAAUGAGGGCUUCCAAUGAUCAAUGUACACUCACUUUUCCAUUCAAUACGAUUAAAAAGUUAUCCA